Erigeron canadensis is the source of this 4462-nucleotide messenger RNA. RefSeq lists its product as uncharacterized. Bases 263 to 4087 code for a protein of 1274 amino acids. Lineage: Eukaryota; Viridiplantae; Streptophyta; Magnoliopsida; Asterales; Asteraceae. The transcript is spliced from 15 exons. The record is from RefSeq and is a predicted model, not a curated record.
AUACCAUAUAUUUCCCCCAAUUUUUAUACAAAAAAAAUAAAAUAAAAUAAAAUUAAUAAGAAGCUAACCCUAAUUUUAUAAAUCAGCUUUGUAUAAACCCUUAAUUUGACGAAUUUUACGCUCGGUUCAGCUUAAGGUUUUGUUCUUCUUAUACCAUUGAGAAAUUUGGGCUGCAUUCCUAUGUGUUGUGACAAGACAGUCUUGUCAUGCACAACUGUGUCUACAAGUCUAGUAACACAGAGACUGUUUAUAAACUGAUGCGAUGGCAUCAUCUAGUAAAUUCGACUUGUCAUCUGUCAGCCCAGAUAGGCCAUUGUACAAUUCUACUCAGCGUGGGUCCUACACAGCCGCGUCAAUGGACAGAUCAUCCAGUUUCCGUGAGAACAUGGAAAAUCCUAUCUUAUCUUCCCUUCCAAGCAUGUCAAGAAGUAACUCAACUGUCACACAAUUGGAUGUGACCAACUUUUUACAAUGCUUGAGGUUUGAUCCCAAGGCAAUGGCAGCCGAGCAUAAGUUUAAUCGCCACGGGGAUUUUAGACGACUUGCUAGUGCUGUUCUUGGCUCACCAGAUGAGUCGCCAUCUGGUUCGUUGAAAAGCAAGGGGCCUAAUUCCUCCCCUGACGAUCUCAAACGACUAAAGGCUGGUCUGCGUGAAUCCACUAUUAAAGCCAGGGAACGGGUGAAGGUCUUUAGUGAGACCUUAUCAGUGGUCAACAAGUGUUUCCCAAGUAUUCCUUCAAGGAAGAGAUCACGACCAGAGGCGUUGGCUGGGGACCGUUCUAGCGGUUUACUUUUAAAUCGUUCACCUAUGGGGUCGGGUGUUGGUAAGAUGGGUGCCCAAAGUCACCCCCUCUCAACUUCUUUAGAUUUUGAUCAACAGAAAGUCGAAGAAAGGGGUAAAAAUGCCAUUCCUAACAAACGAACCAGAACUUCAAUGGUCGAUCAACGGGCUGAGGUGCGGCCUAACACUCCUGCUAGACCAUCUGGGAAUGUAGAUAGAGAUAAAGAGGCGUUAAGACUUCCUAACAAUAAUGCUUCUCAAGGCGAGGAACGAACAUUGCCAAUUGUAGCUGAUGGUUGGGAGAAGGCAAAGAUGAAAAAGAAGCGUACUGGAAUAAAGGCGGACACUGCUCCAAGUCCAAGCUCUUUGUCAACAAAAGUUAAUGAUGGAUAUAGGGAAACCAAACAAGGAAUGCAUCCAAGGCAUCUUCCUGAUGCUAUGGCAAGAUUAAAUGAUCCCCUUGGGUUCAGACCAGGAACCACUAAUGGAUUUGGCAAAGCUGACGGCCUCGUUCAGCAGGCAAGUGUGGGCAUGCGCUCUUCCAUCCCAAGGCCUGAACAGGAGAAUACGUCCCUUCACGAUAAAAGAGAUAGAAGUACUAGUUCCGAGAAGGAAAGGACAAAUCUUAGAUCGGUUAAUAAGUCUAAUGUUCGAGAAGAGUUUAUGUCUGGUAGUCCUACAUCUAGCACAAAGCUGCACGUGACUGCUCGAGGUCCAAGAUCAGGAUCAAAUGUGGUGCCCAAAUCAUCAACAGUGAAUCAACGGGCAUCUGCCUCCAGUGAUUGGGACUCGGGUCAUGGUACAAAUAAGAAUAAUGGGGCUUUUGGGUCCACUAAUCGUAAACGUACAUCCUCAACGCGGUCCUCAUCUCCACCAGUAGCACAGUGGGCUGAUCGAAGGCCCCAGAAGAUAUCACGUACAGCAAGGAGAACCAACCUUGUCCCUAUAUUAUCUAAUAGUGAUGACGUCCCUGCUUUGGAUACUAGUGAUGUUACUGGUAGUGAAAGUGGGACUGGAUUUGGUAAACGUUUUCCAGUGAAUUCUCCUCAGCAGUUCAAAUCAAAAGGCGACCAUUUCCCAUCAUCUACACUAUCAGAAAGUGAGGAGUCAGGGGCUGCUGAAAUCAGAUCUAGGGAUAAGGGUAAGAAGUCCGAAGAAGUGGUAGAGAAAGCCGAACGGAACAUUCAAAAGAUGUCUACUUUAGUCCCACCAACAAGAAAGAAUAAGAUGGUGAAUGGGGAAGAUGUCACUGAUGGAGUUCGUAGACAAGGCAGAACUGGGCGGGGUUUUGGUGCUAGGGCUGCUACGCCAACAGUAGAGAAGAUUCGCAAUGUGGGAACUGCAAAACAACUUAGAACUGCUAAACUUGGUUUUGACAAGUCUGAAAGCAAAUCAGGCAGGCCUCCCACUAGGAAAUUGUCCGACCGCAGAGCUUAUACUCGUCAAAAGCAUACCACAAUCAAUACUGCAGCAGAUUUUCUAGUUGGUUCUGAUGAUGGACACAAAGAGCUUCUGGCUGCAGCGAAUGCGGUUAUCAACCCUAGUCAUGCUUUGUCCAGUCUAUUUUGGAGGCAGAUGGAACCACUUUUUGGUUUUGUAUCCGAUUCGGAAAUUUCCUAUCUAAAGCAACAGGGAAGCACUCAGUCCGUUGUUAACAAGACAAACCCAGUAAAUCUAGACGAUGAUAGUUUUGGAACACUUCCCAAUGGAACAGAAAGCAAAAUUAUUGAACCUAGUUCAGAAAGUUUUGCACCAGGAACCACGAGACCAGGGGAAAUUCCUCUGUGUCAGAGACUCCUUGCCGCUCUCAUCUCAGAAGAAGACAAGGAGCUUCCCUUCGGUGGGAGUGACGAUCAUAGAUUUAAUAUAUAUGGAUCUGCAUUUGAGUUCGAAGCAGAUGUAGAAGAUGCCUUCAAUAAUCAAUCAUUGCAGAACUACGACAUUGCCGGACGUGGUACUUAUACUGGUCAUAGGAUAAAUUCUACACUGAGAUCUUGUAAAGAAGCUGUGCACAGCCCGUCAAGUAAUCAUAUUACGCCGAUGCCAGAUUUGACAAUCGCCACUGGUUUUGAUAAAUCCUUCAAUGGUCUACUUACAGAUCCAGCGAUGACAUCUGGCAUAACCUGCUCAGAAUAUGAGUAUGGUAACAUGCCAUUAAAUGACAGACUUUUAUCAGAGAUUCAGAGCAUUGGACUUUAUCCAGAGCUUAUGCCUGAGUUACCACGUAAUGGGAAGGAAGGUAUCCGUGGUGAAAUUCGUCAACUUGAAGAAAAGCACCAUGAACAGGUUUCCAGGAAGAAACACCUGCUUGAGAACCUUUUGGAGUCCACGACUAAAGCAAGAGAGCUGCAAGAGAAGGAAUUUGAACAACAGUGUAUUGACAAACUUACUGCAAUGUCUUAUCAAAAGUACAUGAGUUGUUGGGGUCCUCAUGCACCUAAGAAUGUUGGUAGCAAAAUCGCCAAGCAAACUGCUCUAGGUUUUGUAAAAAGAACACUGGAUCGAUGCCACGAAUUUGAAGAAACAGGCAAAAGUUGCUUUGCUGAGCCCUCAUAUAAGGAAAUGUUCCGUUCCGGAUCGUCAUACUUAGAGGACGUCCAAGUAGAGGCUGCAACUGGUGGCGAAUUCGGUAAAUUCUAUGGGAACUCCAUAGAGCGAGUUUCAGUAGGUACACAGCUAAGCCCUUCGUUAAACAGCCAUGACAUAUAUUCGUCCGAUGCAUUCCACUUGUCUGACCAAGCUACCGGCAAAGAUGAUAUAUGGUCUAGCAGGGUCAAGAAGAGAGAAUUGUAUCUUGAUGAUGUUGUUGCUGGUACAUCUGCAGGCAUUGGAACAAAAAUUUUGAAUAGUGCAAAAGGAAAGAGGAGUGAGAGGGAUAGAGAAGGUAAAGGAAAUGGUUUAUCCAGAAAUGGAGGCCCCAAAAUUGGGCGGCCUGCAACUGUUAAUGUUAAGGGUGAAAGAAAGAAUAAAACGAAACUGAAGCAAAAAACAACUCAGUUAUCUACUUCUCUCAAUGGCCCGUUAGGAAAGAUUUCAGAUCAACAUAGAACGUUAUCUACAGUUCCGAAGUCAUUUGAUAUGAAAAAUAAUGUAGUCAAAGAGAAGGAUGACUACAAGUUACUCGAUAACUCUGAGGAGCCACUUGACUUUUCCCACUUGCAAUUGCCUGAAAUGGAUGUCCUUGGCGAGCAAGGAGAGGACAUAGGUUCGUGGUUGAACAUUGAUGAUGAAACAUUUCAAGAUGACGACUUUAUGGGACUUGAGAUUCCAAUGGAUGAUCUAUCAGAUUUGAAUAUGAUGGUUUAAACUCUAAAGUUGAUUGUGUUGUAUAGACAUGUUCAGUAUACCACUUACAGAAUGAAACAUAACAGCUGGUGUCAAGAACUAAGCUGAAUAGUCGUUCAAGUGACUUUCCGGCCCGUGAUUGCGUUACAUAUUCUUUUCAGAACCCCUGAAAGAGAUAAUAUACCUGCGUGGACGGUUUGGAUGGUAUGGGUUUUGCUGGUAUUUAAAUAUAGUGACUUAGUUUGUAAAAAUCUUUUUGUUCUACGUAUAAGCUAGUUCGUUCUGCUCACUAUAUCUUAGGAAACACAAAUUCUGUUUGUAGCAUUUAAAGAUCAGGGGACAAUACCCCUUGUACAUACGAAUUAUGUUCUCAAUAAAAUCAGUUCAUUCAUAAAA